GUUGACAGUAACAGGAAGUAAAAUCUUGUUUCCAUGUGCGUUCCUCUCCUACAAAACAAAUAGCUAAAUUUCAGGAAACAAACCAAACGUGUAAAAAUGACCGAAGCAUCUGUUAAGAUCCCCUGUCCCCCUGAGCUCGGGAAAAUUCUUGGUAUAAAGACUCAAACAACGAUGCAAGCAGAAGCUUUCACUCACGCCUUUAUAGCCAACAGCGUCCCAGGUAAAGGAAAACAGUGUCCUGUGGAUAAGCUGGCCCAUAAGGCUGUGGUCCUGGAGUAUGCCAGGUCGAAGAAGGUAAAAGAGAAGAGGAAGAGAAAGAAGUCCAAAGGGCUCAAUGCUAAGCAAAAGAGGGAAUUGAAAGUUUUCCAGAUCAAACCUGAACACCAAAAAUACGAACUUUUCCUACCUCUGCAUGACCUAUGGAAACAAUACAUCAUUGAUUUGUGCAAUGGAUUAAAACCAGGGAGCAACCCAUUGUCAAUUCAGCAGAAGCUUUUAAAGGCAGAUUUUCAUGGUGCUAUAAUCACAGUGGUUCGAUCCAAAUGCCCAUCAUAUGUCGGAACGACAGGAAUUCUGGUUCAAGAGUUCAAACACGUCUUUAAAAUUAUCACCAAAGAGGACAGAAUGAAAGGGUCGCGGGGAUGCUGGAGCCUAUCCCAGCAGUCAUUGGGCGGCAGGAGGGGAGACACCCUGGACAGACCGCCAGGCCAUCACAGGGCCAUUACCUUUAUAUUAUUCAAUUAAAAAUCUUAAUAUAUUAAUCAUACGGCUUUCAGCAUUAACACGUUAACGCUUGCGAUUAAUCUGGAAACCUUAACACGGUAAUAUUUUUCAACGCGAAUUAAUCAUAUUACCAAAUUUGAUCCCAACUUCCUCCCAUAAUUCCAGCGUGGAUGUUUAUCUGGCUGAAUUACUGAAAGGCAUGACAAACGCAGAUAACAUGAUGACUGAGGAGACAUCCCCGGUGUGCUGAAUGACAAAUUUCAUUUUAAAAGGCUUCCAGAUGGAAGUUACAAAAUAAAAAAAAUAAAAAAAGAUUCCUCUGACCAGUUUGUCAUGCAUUUCUUUAUUCCAACAUCAUACAUAUAAUUGUUUUAUCGCCCCCAAAAAAUACAAGUAAAUACUAAUAUUUUAAACUUGUGAUUAAUCACAUUCUAUUAUUGUGAUUAACUCAAUUACAUUUUUAAUCAAUUGACAGCACUAAUUAACCACCUAAUCAUACUUUCUCCACCCUUUUCCU
This is a messenger RNA of Lampris incognitus (smalleye Pacific opah), 1240 nucleotides long. RefSeq names its product POP4 homolog, ribonuclease P/MRP subunit (gene pop4). Gene Ontology annotation, biological process: rRNA processing; tRNA 5'-leader removal. Gene Ontology annotation, molecular function: ribonuclease P RNA binding. The transcript has 7 exons. The record is from RefSeq and is a predicted model, not a curated record. Gene Ontology annotation, cellular component: ribonuclease P complex; ribonuclease MRP complex. NCBI's taxonomy places the organism in Eukaryota, Metazoa, Chordata, Actinopteri, Lampriformes, Lampridae. Bases 97 to 744 code for a protein of 215 amino acids.